Diplodia corticola is the source of this 342-nucleotide messenger RNA. RefSeq lists its product as uncharacterized. Lineage: Eukaryota; Fungi; Ascomycota; Dothideomycetes; Botryosphaeriales; Botryosphaeriaceae. The coding region runs from base 1 to 342 and encodes 113 amino acids. The record is from RefSeq and is a predicted model, not a curated record. The transcript is spliced from 2 exons.
AUGGUAGCGGCCGCCGAGCGGAUGAUCAGCCUCGAAUCCUGCCCGUGCGGAGUUGCUCAGCACGCCUACCGUUCGACAGUCACGUCGCUCGACGGCAGCACCGCACUGGCAACAUUCCCGCCCGCCCGGCCGAAGACGGACGCUGCGCUUCCUCUACGACUCGACAUCCCAACACUUACUCUGCUGAACCGUGUGCGCUCAUACGUCACAUGGCUACUGCGCUCCGUUACGUCGGGGCACAUGCGACAGCAGCUGUUCUUGGGUGAUUCGCCUGUCGCCGUAGACUGGGAGGCAGACAAUCCUGGCCGACCUCACUACGCCGAACAACGCAUGGUCACUUAG